AUUAAUUCAUUUGCAAUCUAAAUCGUGCUAGCUUAGUGUCAACAAACAUGUCAUAUAGAGAAUAAUUUAAUUGUUUAAAAAAAUUAUAAACUUCUAGUUUUUGAAGCUUUUUUAAGUGAUUAAAAUUACAAAAUGACGGACACUAAUGCUGCAAAAAAUGAGGUUUUGAAUGAAACUAUGAAUAGAGGGGAGAAAGGUUUGGGAGGUAAAAAGUCUCAUUCGGAGACAUCGCUACAACAUUUCGGUGAGGAUGAAGGAAUCGACACACCUGACGUUAGCGGAGAAGACCCUGGGGUCCAGAAUGCAUCAAUCGGCAACGGAUCCAGUUCAGAAGACAUGCAGGGCCGCAGACGCACCAUGUCACAACCGGGGCCUGUAUCAGGCAGUCUUAUGACCGCAUCAGCUGCCAGAGCUGCUCGUAAGAGACCACAGAGAAAUGUCAUGUACCACCCUGAUGUAGAACGAAGUGAAUCCACGAAUGAGAAACAAUCGCCCAGAAUACUUAAUCUUGGUAGAGGAGAGGAGUCGGGAUCUGCUACACCUGUUGGUGACCGCGCCAGCCCUAUGCUGUACAAUGGUAACCUCAGAAAUGGAGACGCCAAAUCAUUAAAUAGCUAUCGGCUGUACAUGCCACAGAGCGAUAUGAGGGGCUCAGCGACCCCUCGGAAGAGGUCCGUAGCAACAAUGGAUGCCCAGUCCAUCCGCUCCGUAGAAACGCAUGCACCUCCACCCACCAGCCCUGAGGACAACAAGAGGCUAACAUCAAAGUACCUGACCCUCAUAAUCAGCUGUAUGUACGCGGUACUGUUGGUCACUCUUGGACUAAUAGUGUACUUGGGCGAUUCGUUCGUCAACGAGUCCGUUUCCGAUAUUUACUCAAUUAUCCUGUGCAGCAUCGGAUUCGUGUACAUUUUCUAUUUAAUAUUUGACAUAACGAGAUAUAAGUCUAUCGCAGUCAAAAAUCACAAAAUUAAAUCUCUCCAUGAAGAGAAAAUUAUGGAGUUCUUUAGGAAACAAGAGGAACAAUUGGGUUCAGUGACUCCUGGAGACAGGACCCCUGAAUCUGCCUCAACAUACAGACCACCAGGCAUGCCCCCACCAGUACUCAUCCCUCACAAACAUGAAUACUGCUUCAGUCAGGGUCGGCAUUCUGGAAGCUUCUACCUGAAGAUGGGAGCUGCUGGUUUUGCUCUCGGUCACUUGGUGCAUUCAGUCCUACUGCUGGCCGUUCAGAUCGGUCAGCUAGCGGACGAUAACCUCGACAACGACGAGUGUGUGAACAUCCUGCAAGUUGUACUGGACGUUCUGUUCCCCGUCUACUGCUUCCUACAACUGUACUUCGUGUUCAAAUACUCCAACGUCAUCAUUUUGAAAAAUCAGGGUGUAGCACACUUCGCAUUCAUGCAUUUAAUCGGGAGCAGUCUGUGCUUCUGGAUAUCUGCGAUCGUUCGUGAGACUAUCCUAGGAUUGACGAUUUACGCCAAUUCUAGGUAUGGAAACGGCGACUACUCCGAUUAUGCUGGAAACGCUUUCGUGCCCGAACAUGAAAAACCUUUGGAUGAAAGAUUCCUCGACAUAAGCAAUCUGUAUAACCCGAACUGCAACAAUUCUGCCGCCAUUAAUUCGAUAUAUGAGAAAAUCUCACCGUACCUCUAUCCGUUCAGCGUGGAAUUUAAUAUUCUUAUUGUUGCAAUUUACUACAUUAUUUGGAGCAAUAUCGGUAACUGUGACAACGAGGAUGUCGACUCAGAUGCAAACUCUGCUAGUGACGACAAUUACCAUCUUUGCAAAAUUCCAACGGCGAAUGAAGACAAUGAUUUCACGAGUAACAUCGUGAUCUACGCUGACUGUCACGCUUCUAACCGUGGCAUGUUCCUUGGUCUCAUCGUGAUGGUCAUCAUCACUGGCAUGCUCAUCAUUGGCUUCGUAUUCAGCAGCGUUGGAGAGGAAUUCAUGGAGCUUGGCUAUCUUCUCAACUCUUGCACGAAACUUGGUUUACACGCACUGUUGCUGUUUGCGGUCGUGAUAGCAUUCAACCAGCUUCGUCAGCUUGAUAUUAACGAGCACCCCAUCUCGCUCCUCGAUGAUGUCCUGCUCUUCAUCUGUCUCCCCGCCUUCUUCAUGGAAACUGUGUUCUCGCUGGUUGCGACCAUCAGUUUCGCUAAUAUUGUGAAGAGUGUUGAUUUCUGUGUUAUGGUGAUACAAGUACUGAUCCAGACGCCUCUGAUCAUGGACGGUCUCCGGCGCUGCAGCAAUACCAAAAAACUUCGAAGAAAGAAGCCAGGUCGGGAAGUUCUCAUGUUCCUCCUCAUCGCUAACGUUGCUAUGUGGAUCUUCAACACCUUCUCCUACAAAUCCCCUGACAGUCUAGACGAGAGAUACGAGUUCUAUGGCAAAGUAAUCUGGACUAUAUUGGGCCAUAUCAGUUUACCCCUCAUCAUGUUCUACAGGUUCCACUCCAGCGUCUGUUUCGCAGACAUUUGGGAUUCCGCUUACAAACCUGGUUCAGAACAUUGAUUUUAAGUUAAGUAGCAAAAAUUAUGUAACAAAUAGGUUAGUUAGGUUUCAAUUUUAAUUAUAGUGGAAGUAUCAUUAAGGUGUAGAUAACUUAGUUUGUAAUGUUAGAAAAUCAAAGUAAGGUCGCAUAAUGGACGCGCCCUUAGUACGCCUUGUCGGUAGCUCUACGCAGUUUCCGCCCGUUCGUGUAUACUUUAGCGUCGCCAUUGGCUAAUGAGCUUCGUGCGAACUACUACUAUUUUAAUAAGCCCUGUUUUUAGUAAUAAUUAAUUUGUGUGAAAUAUGUAAAUAGAAUAAAAAUGUGUAUAUCGCUAUCAUGUAUAGCAUAUGUCCAAUCAUUUAUAGUAAAUGAAGAUUAGUAAGUUAUUGCCUAAGAAUUUUGUUUAGUGUAGUGUGUGAUUAAUGUUAUGUGAAUAAGUAGUCUUAAGUUUUUUGUACAUGAUUUAUAUAAAAUUAUUGAAAACAA
Spodoptera frugiperda (fall armyworm) is the source of this 2983-nucleotide messenger RNA. RefSeq names its product proton channel OtopLc. Gene Ontology annotation, molecular function: proton channel activity. The record is from RefSeq and is a predicted model, not a curated record. Gene Ontology annotation, cellular component: membrane. Gene Ontology annotation, biological process: proton transmembrane transport. The transcript is spliced from 15 exons. Lineage: Eukaryota; Metazoa; Arthropoda; Insecta; Lepidoptera; Noctuidae. The coding region runs from base 133 to 2517 and encodes 794 amino acids.